Molecule: messenger RNA, 2861 nt
Organism: Hyla sarda
Lineage: Eukaryota; Metazoa; Chordata; Amphibia; Anura; Hylidae
Product: bone morphogenetic protein 7-like
Exons: 10
Coding region: 1204-2481 (425 amino acids)
Biological process (GO): SMAD protein signal transduction
Cellular component (GO): extracellular region
Molecular function (GO): cytokine activity; growth factor activity
Source: RefSeq, a predicted model, not a curated record
UUUUCCUUUGCACAGGUUUUGAUAAAUCUCCCCCAAUGUGACUCCAACAGCCAGGAAUGCAAGCAAGGACGUGUUGUGAACUGUUAGUGUAAAGUCUGCAACAGAAAAGCAGCAACAAAUCUACAUGAACCUCUGAGUAUGAUCUUACAGUUAUAGGGGUUCCAACAUCAGGUUAAAGACACGGAGCAUGCAUGAUGACGUCUUUCAGCGGCCUGACGAAGCACCUAAUGGCGUGAUACGGUCUGUGGCCCCGACGUCUGAGCUCCCCCCGGAGUCAUCCGCCGCCUCCCUGCUGGGACCGACUAGGAUGAACAGAUUCGAAUUGAUGUGCCUGUCACCUGAAACGGAUGCAGUGCGCCCUAAGACAUUACAUCACUCAUCAGGUGUUCAAAGGGAGCCUGUCUUCAAUGGGUAGAGAGACCGCUAGCGCUGGAGUCCCUGCUCAGCGGACCACCAUUCACUGAGUAACUGCCACAGCACUAGGAAGCGGCCGCAGCGAGUGAUCUGCAUAUCCCCGCUCCCGCAAUCCCACAUCCCCGCUGCUGUCAACUCCUCCAUCCAGGGCCGGACGCAGCACCAAGCCACCUGCCACCAUAGAGCUACGUGCGAGGAUAUCCACAACAAAGAUGGAACAAAUACCUAAGAAGACUGCAGGUGGCAACUGGGCAUGGUGGGCAAGUGUGGAAAAGGCAAGUGCGUGAUCAAAUAUGGAGAUGGUGCCAAUGGUCACUGUCGAGAGUGUAAGGAACAAAUCAGCACCUGAGUGGCACAUGAUGAGUUCUUUUCCACAGAGUUGGUUAAAUACAUGGAGCAACGUGAUGACGUGUGUACGCCCUGACAAAGCGCCGUUUGGCAUGAUACUGUCCGUGGCCGGCAUCUGAGCUCCCCCUGUUCCAUCCACCGCCUCCCUGCCGAAGACGUAUGCCCCAUUGGUGAUCAGCUGUAUAUUAAAACCGGAUGUAAAUGAGACAUCACCCCAUUGUUUGAAUGAGAAGAGUAAGGUGUUUGGGUUUACUAGGAGAGCUUCAAAACAAACCUCUACAUGUGUCUUCUGUAUGUCCCAUGUUCCAGUGGCCCUCUGCAUGGUCUCAUCCAUGUCUGUUAUCCCAUCAGACUAUCAGCAGCCAGAAGGAGUCCAUAUUCCUGGAGACGUCUCACCCUCAGCACUACAGCAGCUUGAACUCAAAUUAAGAUCCUGUGGAAAUGACAUUAAAAACAUCCCACGGAAGGAACUUUAUAAAUUAUUUAUUUGUAUCUUACAUUACAAGACUUGUAACAGCAGAUCCAACUCUUGAACAUGCUACUCAGUCCAAUUUUAUACAGAGACGGUUAAGAGGCCAUGAACGUAGAGAGAUCCAAAAAGAAAUUUUAUCCGUCUUGGGAUUGCCACAUAGACCAAGACCUCACUUACAGGAGAAACCUAAAUCCGCUCCAAUGUUUAUGAUGGACUUAUAUAAUUCAAUGAAUGUCAGAGAAGAACAAAAUGUGGAGAUUCCAUUAUUUAAACAAUUUUUCAUGGAUGAAGAACCUUCAUUUGUUAGUUUACAGGAAAACCACUUUCUUGCUGAUGCUGAUCUAGUAAUGAGUUUUGUCAACUUGCAAGAGAAUGACACUGAAGUUUGUCACCAGUGCUACAGUAAAGAGCUGAGAUUUAAUCUUGCAGACAUACCUGCGGGGGAACAGUUAACAGCUGCGGAGCUAAGAAUCUAUAAAGAACAAAUCCCCUGCAAUGAAUCAUACCAGAUAAGUGUCUACCAGGUGAUUCAAGAACACCCAAGUACAUUGCGUAGGCUUAACACAGAAAUUAUCUACGGAUCCGACCUUGGGUGGUUGACCUUGGACAUUACUGCAUCUAGGAAUGAUUGGGGACUAAAUCCACAGUACAGUCUUAACCUACAACUGGUGAUUGAGACUAUGGACAAGAAAAUAAUUCAACCAGGAUUUGUAGGUUUAGUUGGCCGAAAUGGUUCACAGGAGAAGCAGCCAUUUAUAGUGGCUUUUUUUAGAUCAGAAACUAUCCACCUUCGUAGUGUACGGUCUACCAGUGGAAAAAAUUGGAAUCAAGACAAAGCUAAAGGAUCUAAAGAACAUGAAGAGCUACCAUUAGGUAAUGUGACAGAUGGUUUCAUGAGUAGUAGCCCUCUUGGUGGUCGGCGUUACUUAAAACAGGCUUGUAAGAAGCAUGAACUAUAUGUGAGUUUCCGUGAUCUUGGUUGGCAAGAUUGGAUCAUUGCCCCAGAAGGUUAUGCUGCUUACUACUGUGAUGGAGAAUGUGCUUUUCCACUGAACUCGUACAUGAAUGCCACCAACCAUGCAAUUGUCCAAACUCUGGUUCACUUUAUUAAUCCAGAGACUGUCCCUAAACCGUGUUGUUCCCCUACAGAACUCCAAGGAAUAUCAGUCUUGUAUUUUGAUGAUAGUUCCAAUGUUAUAUUAAAGAAGUACAGAAACAUGGUGGUUCGAUCCUGUGGCUGUCACUAGACCUCCAGAGAAGGCUUGCUAUGUCAUUGACCUUUUAAAAUGUUAAAUAGUUUUUCAUUGAAAUAUGAUGUUCUAUCACAGGGACCACUGUUUUCAGUCCCCUUACAGAUAAUUUCUGCCACAUGUAUCCCUUUCUCAAGAAGAAGACUGGAACUUAGCACAAGUAGGUGGGAAAACAUAUUCAUUCUUCCUUAUUCUGAUUCCCCUCUUGAUCAAAAAGACAUCCUGGAGAGAGGAUUUUAAGAACAUUGAGCUAAAACCGAGAUGAAAGAAAAAAAAAAAAAACACUCCAACUGUGACAUUUUUGUUUAAUCUUUCCACUAUAAAUGAAGUCACUUUCUAGUACUCUAGGUUACAGAUGAAUGUGUAUUGUGUUUUUA